AAUUUCGUUUUUGGACCGUAACAGAGUUGAACGCUUUUCCCAAUUAUUGCGCCAUUCGUGAAUAGUAAAUAGAUGUGUAUAUUCAGUCUCAGAUAGUUUCUUGGUGGUUUAGGUGGAGCAAAAUGUUUUCUUUGCGCAAAAAAGUCUUCUUACUCAUAUGUUUUCUGCAAACUUUGAUAAUACGCCCGUCCUAUACUAUGGAAAAUUCGCCUGAUUAUCUAGAAAAGGAAAUGUUGACUGACUGUCUUAUGGAACUGAACAUGUCAGAAUUGUUGCGACUUCAGCGUUCAUUGGAAAGACUACCUGAACUUCAUGAGAAGAAAGGUUUUGAAUCCAACGUAAACGAUGCAUUUAACAAAACAAAGAACGAUUCGGGUGUUUGUGAUUCGUCUAAAGAAAAUAAUAAAACUAGUUCUUGUGUGAGUCCACAAGCCUUACCGCUAACUGCAGAGAAACGUGGCUACGAACAUCAUCCUUGGCAACCAGAGGAAAAGCCUUCUAAAUUGCAAACUUUAUUCCAUAUCACCAUUACGGCGUUGGCUUUUCUAUCCUUCGGCGGAUAUCUGCUUUGCCUUAUUGUGCAAGCUAUAAGGAGCAAAGGCAAAACCUACUUUCACCCUGCUGCAACUACUACAAUGACUAACACAAAUGGUGGAGUUAAGAGAAUAAAAAUUUAUCGACGUAGUCGCCGAAGAGUACAGUCUACGCCGAAUGAAGUGCAUGCAUACAUAGCUUAUUAUUAGGCACACAUAUUCUAUUUUUUAUUGCAUUUUUAUAUGUAUUAAGCAUUUGAUAUAUUAUUUGAUAUAUGGCUGCAUCAAACUACUCACCUAGCUGAAUCGUACAUUUGAUU
This is a messenger RNA of Bactrocera oleae (olive fruit fly), 853 nucleotides long. Lineage: Eukaryota; Metazoa; Arthropoda; Insecta; Diptera; Tephritidae. The record is from RefSeq and is a predicted model, not a curated record.